UACUCCUAAAAGAAGCUGCAUAGCUUUUGUAUAUCUUUGUGGUUAAGGGCGUUACAACUGCAGGUCAAAAAGUUGAGGGUCAAAAGUUUACGUUUUGCACCGCUCUUAGUCAUCCGCCCAGACAGAGUUUGAUGUCAAUGUUAUAGCCGAGAUCUUGACUAUCAGCACAAAAGAUAAAAUAGCUUUGAGUUACGUGUGUAUCACAGUAUGGACUCCAGGUGAACUCUAGUGGUUGAAUGACCUCAAUUACCGAGGAAAGGAUAGAAAAUUCCUCUUUUCAAGAGUAAUACACGUUGUAUUUCAUCUUGAAUUAUCUGCCACUUUUGUGUCUGAGGAUCUCUGCCUCAGCUGCACCAGGUAAACAUGCAUGCUUCCCCUCCCCCCCCCCCGCAAAAAAAAGCUUCUGUUGAUAGCUGUGUUCUUAUAUACCGCAAGCAGGUAACAAAAGCUUUCCUGCUCGUUUAUUAUUAUAAGUGCCUGCUCACGGGUUUUAACGUUAAGCCUUCUCGCUGUGCAAAAUGGCAGGGAGAUAAGAUAGCAGCCAACCUAUUAACAUGGGUAUUGAUCCUCGUAGCGUCUUUGUUUUCACUCUAAUUUCUGCAGUGACCACUAAACUGUACUUAAACAGGACAUAUUGGAAAUCGUGCUUUCAAGUUAUAUGUUUAGUCCGAGAGGGCUCGUUUCCUAUUCAAAGCGACGGGGCCAUCUUGUAUUACCAAUGGAGAUUCCAGCUGAAAAACUGACCGGAUUGCAGCGUCCCAUCGUUUGGAGGGGUGGCAAAGCUUGCUAGAAUUGCUCUGAGAUAGCAAUUCAUAGCUAACCGCGUCUCAGGCCAUUUUUAUAGCGGAAUUUCUUUGUUUAGAGCCUAAUUUCCAUGUGGCUGAGAAUUUUUCUUGUUUCCAGUACUGGAGCAGGGGUGAAGAAUUUGGCUCUUAGGUUAAGUAGGGCAAUAACAAAGCCACGCAAAGUGUUACACAGAGAAUUCCCGUUUGAGUGGUCAUUAUACACCAAAUCCACUGUGUAAUACACGAACGCCAGUUGAAAUUAUAUUGGAAAAAUGCUGCGGUGUGGAGGGAAAGUUUAUUCCAAAAUACUCAUGGACAGAUGUGAAAGGUGUGGAGGAGGGGACAGGAAGUCAGAUGGAAAAAUGUACUUCAUCAUUAUCUGUUAGAACAGAAAAUACAAGAAUCUAUACGAUAUUUAGAUACAGCUGAAUUGGUUGAUAGUGGAACUGGUGGCUUACGGUGGAAAAUAGGAAUUCUUGAAAAUACAUAAACGACGUGUUUAGUCUGUAAUCAACGCGGGGAAUUGUUGGCGAUUAUACCCAAAUCCUCGUAUAUGACUACAGUGGUGAAAUGUUAUAAAUGUAUUUGCAAAUGCGUUUAUUACUCGUUCACAAAAAGAAUGAUACUGCAAGCGAUCCAUGAUGCAUUUUUGAGGGGUUAAAUAGAAGGUUUUCUUCACGUGAGAGAUUAUCGACGCUUGUUCUGACAACUUGCAUGUUUGGUAAAGCACUAAACCUGACAGCAGCCUAAAAUCUGUAGCCAAUAUCUGGUUUGUGAAAGGACACUGCAAGAUUCACACUGCAUCACUGACACUCCCAGGCCGAAAAGCUGUUUUUACAACCAGAUUCCUCAAGUGAAGAACUGAAAUCUGUUGGCUUUCUUACCAAAACAAUUAUUUAUUGAAAUCCUCUAUUUUCAGUCCCGUGCAGAAUAAAAAUGCCAAGUAGAAUAUUUCCGAAGUGGUUUAAGUGCCAGCUUCAAUAAAUAUUGACUUAUCUCAAUUGUUGUUUAAAUGAUUCCCUUUUUGGACUAAAAAAAAAGAAAGAAAACAGAACAGUUAUGAAUUUGAGACCAACUCCUUCUUCCCUUUCAUUCCCUGACUGCAGCGCCCACUGGUCUCUGCUGGAGAAGGACUGCUCAAAAGACCAUUCAUUUAAAAUUCUACCACAAAUCACAUUUUAUGUGUGUUUAUUUAACCAUGCCAACACAGAACAAGCAAAUCACGCCAAACAUGCAGUUGUUAGAACAUAUACAGUGCCGGUGAAGUCAUCGCUUUAUGAAAAAAUGGAAGGGGGGGGAGAGAAAAAAAAUCAGCCCUCGCUCCAAUCUCGACCACUGAAAGCAAAUCUUUUAGCCUGUUCGCCUGAGAGCUAACAAACGUUAAGCUAAGGAGCUGUCUUGCGGGCUUUAUGAUUGCCAAAGAACAAAGGACAGAUACAGUUGAUACAUUCCAUAACGUUUACAUUUUCCCGCGAUUUUUUUCUUAAUUUUCCCUUAGAAGUAGUGACCUGAGCGAAGCACCCUGCUAUCUAAAAGACACUGUUAUAGACCUUUUAGAAAAACUAAGUCCAAGGCCGAGGUGAACUUCAGGUCACCGCGUCUAACAAAUAUGAAAAUGUCGCCUGGUGAAGGGCACGCCUUGUUAUUUAACAAAGACUGUCAAUGUGUAAGAUUAAUAAGAAACAAAAUGCACACGGUGUCACUUUUCGGUCACUUUGAAACUUGGGACAGGCUUGCAUUCAAGAGGGAAAGCUGGGGCUAAAUAUAUUCAAAAUGGUUCAAAUCAGAUUCAAACCAGGCUGCUGGAGCGCGUUUCUUUCUCCUCGUCCACCCUCUGUGGUGCACGGGGCGAGCUGAAAGGUUGAAUUGAUUUUUCCCCCCCUCCCUCUUUUCUUUUUAAUCAUUUGCUGCUGUAAAUAUAUUUUAGCCGGGCACGCGGGACUUGUAUAUUUCACAAGAAACGGGGAUAACCUUUAUUUAAAACAAAACAAAACAAAACAAAAACACCCAAAACUGUUUGGGUAUGCAUGAGAUUGGAUCCUCUUGGUGCAUGAAGAUUAGUUAUCUCCCUAUCAACUUCAUUUCAGUGAAUGCUCAAACUCUUCCAUGGCAAGAUCCAGCUGGUAAACUUUCAGUAAUUUAUUAAUUGAAUAAUUGUUCUUCACUAGGGAAAUAGGGUGCCUUAUUUCUUAUAAAAAUAAAGUUCUUGCUUUAUUAUUAUUUUUAAGUGGGAUGAUGCUACGAGCUUGCUUAAAAGGAAGUAUCGGGGAAAAGGUUCGGAGAUUGUUUAUUGCAGCCAUAAAUCUUGCAGUAAAAUGUCGAAAUGGCCGUGUGCGAGAUAACACUUGGUGGUCUUGGCUGGGUUCUUGUUUAUGAUAACAAAACCACAAAGACAAGGAACAGGCCUUUGGAGAUCCUGCAUAAGCACGUCUUCACAGCCUGCUAGAACCACAUGAAAAACAGACUUCAGCUGAGCAGCUCGGGUCACCUUGUAGAUUUACAGUCGGAUCCCAAUUGUAGCCUUCUCGUGUAACUGAGCACCAUAAAUACACGAUAAAGGAAAGAAGUCCAGUUAAACAAGUAUACUUGGAGAUCUCAGCCUAGUAAAUAACACAAAACCUGGCCAGAUCUCUGAAUAUAACUAGUCUUGCAAACAAAAUAAGGAAACCUGCUUUCGUUGGAUUGUACUGAGUGUUGGAAGCACGACAGUUUCCGGUAGUAUUGUAACCAGAAUAUACCAGGAGCUGCCUUAGGAGGUGGAUAAUAGUUAUGGUAACAUAGUAGAUUGGGGUCGCGCUCGCCAGCCUGUGUUUGGACGUAUGCAGCUGUGUGUGCAUGCCUAUCUGCGCGCCGAAAACGUCUCUGCUGUUGAUCUGACAAGCUUUCCUUCUCAUUGCAGUCGGUUCUGAAAGGCAUUCUCUUGGAAAAGUCUGUGAAGACGCAAAGGAUUUUCCUGGAAAAAAUGUGGCCAUGUGUAAAGACACAGCAUCCUGGCUGUCUGCUAAAAAAAUGUAUACUUGCUUGGUGGAGAUUCAGUCCCGGACUGCAAAAUAUCACAUGGCAGAUUAUCAUCAUUUAAGAAGUCCUGGGCACCGAAAAAGACGAUCCCUUGAAUUAUAGAAGCUGGGAACAAUUUAGUCCACGGUCUGAAAUUGUGGGAGGUCUACCCGGAGAGGCCAUUGGAGGAAGAACGUCACGUGACAGAGGGGUGCCAAUGUUAUUCUUUAAGGGUGUCAAGACCCUGUCAGUUUGUGAAAUAAAUAUUGGGAAACAACGAAAUGCAAAAAGCGACCUACUACGACAGCUCUGCAAUCUAUGGUGGCUACCCCUACCAAGGAGCAAAUGGUUUCACUUAUAAUGCUAGUCAGCAGCAAUAUCCUCCGUCCUCAUCACUUGUGGAAACUGAAUACCAUCGACCUGCCUGCUCUUUGCAGUCACCUGGCAGUACUGUGUCCCACCAUAAGGCCAAUGAAAUCAAUGAGAGUUGUAUGAGGACCAUCACCAGCCAACCCAUUCAACCCCCAGUUAUUUCAGAGCAGCAACAGCAGCAGCCUCCAGCCCAACAAGCACCACCACCACCACCGCCCUCUGUCUCACCACCUCAAAAUGCCAGCAGCAAUUCUGCCCCAGCCAAUACUUCCAAGAGCCCGAUCAUUAACUCGUCCACCAUGUCCAAACAGAUAUUCCCAUGGAUGAAAGAGUCUCGGCAAAAUACAAAGCAGAAAAACAGCAGUUCCAGUUCAGGUGAGAGUUGCGCUGGUGAUAAAAGCCCUCCAGGGCAAGCCUCCUCUAAAAGAGCACGCACAGCUUACACAAGUGCCCAGCUGGUAGAACUGGAAAAGGAGUUCCACUUCAAUAGAUAUCUUUGCAGGCCACGAAGGGUAGAGAUGGCUAAUUUGCUCAAUCUCACAGAGAGACAGAUCAAAAUAUGGUUUCAAAACCGCAGAAUGAAAUACAAAAAGGAUCAGAAGGGAAAGGGCAUGAUGACCUCUUCAGGAGGACAGUCCCCAAGCAGAAGUCCUGUACCUCCCGCUGCUGGGGGGUAUCUAAACUCUAUGCAUUCUUUAGUAAACAGUGUUCCCUACGAGCCCCAGUCGCCUCCAUCAUUUAACAAGCCUCAUCAAAACACCUAUGGCAUCCCUGCAUCAUAUCCGACUCCUCUCAAUAAUUGCCCGCCUCCUCAAAAGAGAUACACGGGGACAGCAGCUGUUACUCCUGAAUAUGAUACUCAUCCUCUUCAAGGCAACAGUUAUGGGAAUCCACAUAUACAGGGAAGCCCCGUCUAUGUGGGGGGCAACUAUGUGGAGACCAUGACAAAUACUGGCCCUUCCAUCUUUGGUCUAACUCAUCUCCCUCAUCCUUCCUCUGCCAACAUGGACUACAGUGGGGCUGGCCCAAUGACCAACAAUCACCACCAUGGACCUUGUGAUCCACACCCAACAUACACAGACCUUACUUCUCACCAUCCUUCUCAGGGAAGAAUUCAGGAAGCGCCCAAACUCACGCAUCUGUAAUAGACAGGAGUUACUGAGUGAAACGUGGAGUCCCCCAACUUUUUUAAAGUACUUUCCGUCCCUCCAGCCCCUCCCCCUUUUGUUUUGUUUUGGUUUUUUGUUUGGGUUUGUUUUGUUUCCUUUGGUAAAAGCGUUUUCUAGUUUCUGUGACGUAGCAAUAUUUGUUGCUUGAAUUGCUCUAUAGUUUCAAUAGUGAAUAUUUAUCUUCUUGAACUGUAGCCUUGUGUCUCGCUUUGGGAGUAUACAUAGGCUUUAUACUUUACCUUCUACACUUUUAUCAAAACAGGGUAUAUGAACAAAUUUUCUAUACAAAUGAUUCUGAAAUGUGAAUUUGUUCGUACAUGAUUGAUCCCGCGGGGAAGCAAUUUUUUUUAUUGCACUUCUUUUAAAUAGCGAGAAAGACAUCAAAGGCGCUUGAACAGGGAUUCCCUGGACAAUUAUUAAUACGUGUAAGUCUUUCAAUGUGUGUAUGCUGGUGAACAUUCAGAUUUAUUUAUAUUUUUUUUGCAAACAUUGAAUAAUCUAAGUGUUUAAAAUUUUAUUUAUCCCCAUCUGUUCAUAUUUAUAUAUAUAUUAAAAAAAAUCUGUACCCUGAAUAUUCAGGAGGCCGUAUGUUAGAUGGCAUAUUGGCACAGGUAGGAAAUAUCGUUUGAAAGGAAACUCUAAGUCCUUUAUGAAAAAGUAAAUAUAAUGAUGCAAUAAGAUCCGGGAGGAAAAAAAAAGACAUAGAUCACAAUUUGAAUAAUUUAUGCUUUGUAACAUCCAGCAAAACGGAAAAUGUGUAAACCUGAAAACACUAGAUUUGUUUUGAAAGUUAUACAUUCCUUGCUGCUCACGUUCUGAAAAAAAUAAAGUUUUUAUUCUGAAUAACAAA
Molecule: messenger RNA, 6173 nt
Organism: Alligator mississippiensis (American alligator)
Lineage: Eukaryota; Metazoa; Chordata; Crocodylia; Alligatoridae
Gene: HOXA3
Product: homeobox A3
Exons: 5
Coding region: 4064-5299 (411 amino acids)
Biological process (GO): regulation of transcription by RNA polymerase II
Cellular component (GO): nucleus
Molecular function (GO): DNA-binding transcription factor activity, RNA polymerase II-specific; RNA polymerase II cis-regulatory region sequence-specific DNA binding
Source: RefSeq, a predicted model, not a curated record